Molecule: messenger RNA, 1639 nt
Organism: Aedes albopictus (Asian tiger mosquito)
Lineage: Eukaryota; Metazoa; Arthropoda; Insecta; Diptera; Culicidae
Product: phospholipase A2 hemilipin-like
Exons: 3
Coding region: 855-1616 (253 amino acids)
Biological process (GO): phospholipid metabolic process; arachidonate secretion
Source: RefSeq, a predicted model, not a curated record
ACACCAAAUAUUAUUUAGGUAUUUUACUUCUUAUGCAGGGCUUUUUAAUACCUCAUUCAGGUUGUAGGUAUUCAGUUUUCCAUACCUGAAUUUGAUAUUUUUCAGCUAUUUUCUUCUGCUCGGAUGGACAAGUUGCAUUCAAUUUUCGGCUUUUCUGUUGACCAGUGUAAUCAAGCUUACUAUCAUUUGAUUACAUUACUCAAGUACACUUAAGUCCCGAUUGAUAGUUUACUGAAUGAACUAAUGUAUCUACGUGGUUUUGUUCUUUCAAAGUUGAAAUUUAAAUUUUGAAAAGAUAUCGCACCGGCUAUGACCUCGAGGUAGACCAUCAGCUGUCUUCUCAAAUCAACACAUUUCACCGAAAUAUAGACGCACCACCAAAACCUUACACGCCACUUGAACCCACGAAACCUGCGAACUAAUAAGCCAAACACAUCUCGCGAUUUCAGUUGGCUGGGAAUAGAGACUUAUCUGUAGAGGAAAUACGUUCUUACAUACGUAGGUACCUGCCCGCGCUCGUGCCAGGGAAGAACAGACGCAGCUCGGCCGGCUGUAAGGUGCGACUAUAGGGCUACAGCUCAAUAGUGAUUAAUUCAUAAAUGUUGAUAAAACUGCGAGGUCUUCCCGCAGCGGAGGCCGGUCUGGUGUAGUACCUAUAGGUACACGCUUCUGACGGCCUGGGCGAUGAAUUUUGAGUGAGCGACAAUAUUUCUCCAGUCUGGCGACGCUUGAGUAGCUGAGGAGACAGCUGAUUUGUGCAAUGUUAUAAAAGCUGCCAGUGGGUAAUAAUUCAUAUCAGUUCAUUAUCACAUGCGGUAUAGGUUGUAAACGUGCUUACAUUGAUUUUGGGGAAAAUGCAAAUUAUUUUAUUGAUUAGUUCAAUUAUAGUAAUUGAGAUUUUUUGGAUUGGCAAGGCGGAUAGGAGUUAUGAGACAAGUGAAGAAUUUGAAGACCAGUUGAACUACUUUGGAAGUGUGGAAAUUCUCAACAGUCUUCUGCAGGACUACGCGUCCGUUGAAAAUCAGUGGAUCACUCCAGAAUAUGAGCAAUUUGACCGAAAAGUGAUAAACUCACUGGAGAACCUUGUUGCUCAGGCCUAUGAGAAUGAAUCUUAUAAUGAUCCAGUGAGGCAAUCGAGUACGACAAAAGUGUUAACAAACUUCUGCGGGCCUGGUAAUUGGUCUAUCAAUGGCGAAGUUACACAAAAUCCAUACUUCCGCGAUAUUGAUUUAUGUUGCAAGAAACACGAUGAGUGUCCCGAUUACAUUGUGAAAAAGAGGGAUUACGAAAGAUAUCCAGGAUUGCCUUUCAAACCGCAGUUGUUCACACGGUUACGAUGCAGUUGCGAUGCGCAGUUUUUCUCCUGUUUGCGAGAUGUGGCAACGUUUUUCUCUUACGCCGUGUCGUGGAUCUACAGCAAAGCCCAAGCGUUCUGUUUCGAACAUGAGUACCCGGUGGUGAAAUGUACCCAGUCUAGAAACGAUGGAUUUAUUUCCACAACACGGUGCCUUGAAUAUCUAGUCGACAACUCAAGUCCUAAGAGCUGGCAAUGGUUCAACAUACCUCAUCUGAGUGCAAACUUGACUUGUUUUCCUAGCGUUGUAAAUCAAUAUUAAUAUGAAUAUUCAAACGAAUGAAA